Messenger RNA from Pichia membranifaciens NRRL Y-2026, 2100 nucleotides. RefSeq lists its product as hypothetical. The transcript has a single exon. Lineage: Eukaryota; Fungi; Ascomycota; Pichiomycetes; Pichiales; Pichiaceae. The coding region runs from base 141 to 1766 and encodes 541 amino acids. The record is from RefSeq and is a predicted model, not a curated record.
UGACACGAUAUGGAAUAAUUGCAGGAGAACUAUAUAAAUGGGGGUAAAUCGCCUUUAAUCCCAAAUUUCCGUUUCGUUACCCUCGAGUAUAGUGUUCAUUUGGCAAAACCUUAGUUGCUUCACGCACACCAAUUCCGAAAAUGGAUAACGAGAUAUUUGCUGAAAAGGAUAGUCCAAAGGUCGAGGUUACGAUCCCAAACCAGGGAACGUUGACCGGUUUUACGCUUAAAAAUCCAGCAAAUGGCAAGCUCACUUCUAACAGGUUUGCCAGAAUUCCCUAUGCUUUGCCUUUGAAAAAACGUUUCACUCUACCAGAACCAAUCCCUGACGAUUAUGACUAUACUGGGGAGUACAGGGACUUUGGCUUCAAAUGCCCACAGCCGGUAUAUGAGAGCAAGCAGAUUGUGUAUCCUAAAAGCGAAUCCGACGAGCACAUUCAAUAUUUGAAUGUUUGGGUUCCAGCUUCAGAUAAAUAUAAACCGAAAACUGGCUGGCCCGUUCUGAUUUAUAUUCAUGGUGGAUGGUUGCAAUACGGCUCUCCUAAUAAAGAUAUGUUCAACGUUGUUGAAUUAAUGGACGAUGAAAAUUUCCAAGAAAAAUACAUUUUAGUGACCCUUGGCUACAGAUUGAAUAUUUUUGGGUUCUUGACAUGUAAAGAAUUGUUGGAAGAAAACCCUAAAAACUCAAACAUGGGCUUUUGGGAUCAACGUGAAGGUAUUAAGUGGGUUUAUAAGUACAUCAAAUACUUCGGUGGUGAUCCGGAAAAGAUAACUGUUUCAGGACUAUCUGCCGGCUCAUACUCUACCUUUUUCCAGCUUGCUUAUGAAUUAUAUCAUCCGGAGGAAACUCAAAUCAUUAAGCAGGUUGUAUUCUAUUCAAAUAUGGUUUUCUCUCAACCAAAAACUAUUGACGAGUGUGAAGACCAGUUCAAUGAAGUCGUUGAUAAAUUAGGAAUGAACAAUUUGACCGGACCAGAGAAGUUAGAAAAACUGAGAUCUUUUGAUUUUGAAUUUUUGGAGGAGUUUGUGCCAAAACUGGAGCUACAUACAUUCAGAGCAGUAUCAGACAGUCAUUUUAUUGCGCCAACAAUUUUAGGAGAUAUUCAGUCAGGAAAGUUCUCUAAGUUGUUAAUCGAUAAGAACCUUAGAAUUGUUCACGGUGAGACAGAUAAUGAGUUUUACCUUUACUCAUUGUUCAACCCACCAACUUCACUUGACACUCUACCUAUUGAAAUUGAAAACUAUUAUCCCAGAAAAGUUGUCCCCACCUUAAUGGAUGUCUAUCAAGUUAAAGAUAAAAUUGAUCCUGACAGCCCAGAACUUGAGCAGCAACUUAUUGACAUGUUUGGUAAAAUUACAGGAGAUGGCCAAGUUUAUGCUUCAACCAGGGGAUUUAUCAAUAAUGUUAUGAAAGGAGGGUUCCCUUCUGAAAGGUACUUCCGUUACCGUGUUGGUUACCGUGGCAAGUGGUUGGACAAAUUCAUGCCUCCAGAGGUUAAGGUUACCCAUGCAUAUGACCAGUCGAUUUGGUUUUACAUUUUGAGAAACGGCUACAGCGAUAGUGAGAAAAGUAAGAUGACCGAAUUUGUGAAGCCGUUCCUCGACUUUUUGAAUUUCAAAGAGGAUAUUGGUGAUUGGGACACCAGUGAUUUCAAAAAAUUCAGAUGGUUCAAGCCGGAUGGGUCAAUUGUUUAUGAAGAAGACCCCGACUGGGAUUGGGGUGUGAAAGUUGCAGAAAAUGUUUACAGAGCACAACUUGAGGAAUGAAAUUAAUUGUUUAUUAUAUAUUUUACUUGUUUAGAAAAGAGUACGAUUCACGCAGACGGAGUGGCUUCAAAGAUGCGAAAAGUUGUAAUGACUCACUCCAGGAAGCUGAAAUGUUUUCGGCGAUUGUGAUGCAUUGAACGGCCUUUCCAAAUUGCUGAACGCUCUCUGAUUUUAACUCCGAUGGAACACUAGCAGUGAUCAGAAAUAUUAUGGCUUUACGUAGAUUCAAAGUUUUUGAAUUAGUCAUUUCAACAUAGAGAGCAUUAACGUCUAAUGGAAACUUUGAAAUCUGAAAUUCAGUUGAAUCCUCAAGAAUGUUGCUGAUAGUGUUUAA